Molecule: messenger RNA, 1821 nt
Organism: Eremothecium sinecaudum
Lineage: Eukaryota; Fungi; Ascomycota; Saccharomycetes; Saccharomycetales; Saccharomycetaceae
Product: HBR300Wp
Exons: 1
Coding region: 1-1821 (606 amino acids)
Biological process (GO): unsaturated fatty acid biosynthetic process
Cellular component (GO): endoplasmic reticulum membrane
Molecular function (GO): heme binding; iron ion binding; stearoyl-CoA 9-desaturase activity
Source: RefSeq, a predicted model, not a curated record
AUGGAUGAUGAAGAGGGGAUUCCAGAAUUUGAUCAUUUGGAGUUUUUGAGAAAUCAUCCGGAAUUGAACAUUGAACCAAUAGGCAUUGAAGUUGAGCGGGAGUUUACAAGUAGUGGUUUGGAUGAGAUUGAUGGAACAGUUGGAUUAAAUUCCGAUAAUCAGUCAGAUUUGCAGUAUACCAUGAGUGAUAGUCCGCCUUCGGCGGACAGCGCUGCGGAUACAAAUAAGAUCCCUGAAUUUGAUUACGCGGCGCUAUUUAAAAGCAACCCGCAUUUGAAACCGAAAAGUUAUAUACAGGAAGAGGGUACUGCUAGAAAUUUUGUCACCGAGGGGCUACCUUCAGAGCCACCUGCACGGUCUGUGUCAGUGGGGUCGAAAGGAAUGAUAGGGUCUACUCGGUUGCCGAAAAAGAAGCGUGAGCCGCAGGUAAUACAUUUGCUUAAGAAAGUUGAUUUGGAGACGACAACCUUUUCCAUCAUAUUGCCGUUGUUUUCGCUAUUUCACCUUAUAAUAGCCCCUCCGACAUGGAACAUAACUAUGGUAAAAAUUGGUUUGAUAUACUACUUUCUUUCGCAGCUCAGUUUAGUGGCAGGUUAUCACAGGUUUUUUACGCAUCAGUCCUACCAAUGUCACAUAGCAUUGCAGUUCUUUAUGGCUGUUUUGGGCGCAUCUUGUGGGCUUGGCUCUAUUUCGAAAUUUAGUGGCCAGCAUCUUGCUCACCAUCGGCAUUUGGACACUGAAAAAGAUCCACAAUGUUUGACAUUGUACGGGUGGUGGUUUGCACAGUGGGGACACAUGUUAUUUAGGGGCAAUAGAAAGUCGGCAAGGGCAAUCGAAGAGUGCCGUAGUACUCUGGAAUCUACUGCUCGCGCCAUCUACUCAAAAGAACAAAAUGGUUCCCAGCUAGUAAUUUCUCCUGGCUACAGCUUAUUAAAGUGGCAAGAGAAAAACUACUUUCAACUUUGGGUAUUGACGAAUUUACUUAUCCCGUCAAUGGUGGCUAAGUUUGUUUGCAAUUUGCCAUGUUUUAGCUGCAUAUUUUAUUUGGGUUUGGUGAGAAUGUCUCUUAUCCAACAGCAAUGGUUGAUUGUUGGAUCUCUAUGUCAUCUAAAAAAGUUUCCCUUUGCAUUACAGCCAUACGAUGACUCAAGAUCAUCAGUUAAUUUACCUUUGAGCAUUGUUUCGCAGAUAAUUACAUUCGGCGAGUCAAAUCACAACUUUCAUCAUGAGUUCCCAGGAGAUUUUCGCAACGGAUCUUGUUGGUACGGAUACGAUCCAGCUAAGUGGGUUAUUGUAUUGUGGAAAUACUUUGGUUUAGCCGAUCAAUUACAUAAGGCAUCGAAUGAACAAAUUAAGAAGGCUAAGGUGCAGCAGCAGCAGAAAAUCAUAGACGACGAACGUUCAAAGUUGCAGUGGGGCAUUCCAAUUGACAGUUUGCCCGUAAUUAGCCCAGAAGCAUUUACUGAUUUAGCCAAGAGGAGUUAUGAAAAGGAUAUGAGAGCACUUGUGGCAAUUGGAGGAAUAGUACACGAUGUUACCCCUUUCAUACAUGACCAUCCAGGAGGAGUAUCAUUAGUUAUCUGUGCAAUUGGCAAAGAUGCUACUCCUGCAUUUAAUGGUGCAGUUUACCAACAUUCCACUGCAGCUCGUAACUUACUGGCGACGAUGCGUAUCGCAAGAUUGAGUGAGACAGGACCUGGUGUUCAGCAAACCUCAUGGGAUAAGCAUAUGUUAAACGAUUCAACCGGACAAAGAAUUGUUCGCAAUGGAAGACAAGCUACAUUCACGAGAAUCAAUCAUUAUGCUGCUGGAGCAGCCUAG